Molecule: messenger RNA, 1050 nt
Organism: Limulus polyphemus (Atlantic horseshoe crab)
Lineage: Eukaryota; Metazoa; Arthropoda; Merostomata; Xiphosura; Limulidae
Product: glutamate receptor ionotropic, NMDA 2B-like
Exons: 3
Source: RefSeq, a predicted model, not a curated record
UCAGGACUGAAGAGGAACAGCUGCUGAAGAAAGAGAACUGAUGGAAAAGCUAUUGUUUCUGGGUGAUUCUUUAAAGGACUGAAGAGGGACAGCAGUUGGAAGGGGUACAUUGGACCAGUGUGGUAGUUUAAAACUAUUGGUUUAACAUGAAGUUUCUUCUCUUCUGUCAUCUUUGUUUCCUGGGUGGAAUUUGGGCUACUUUACGAUCUUCAAUCAUCAGAGAGUCCGUCAGAAAUUCUCCAAAACCCAAUAUUACGUUCGGAGUAAUUCUUCCCAGAUCUUUGCUUAUUACAGUAACACGUUCCUACGGCAAAAGACUAGGCGAAUCUUUCCAGGCUUUUACAGACAGCAAACAAUUAAAAUAUACGUUCAAAGAUUAUUACAGAAUUUCUACGCCUCCUGUGGCCAACAUGUCCUUAAAUCCGAGUCCAACAGAAAUCCUCAAUACUUUGUGCAAUAUUGUAGUCAAGAGAGACGUUGUCGCUAUUCUGUACUUCACUAACUCGGAGAUAUACGGUAGUAACGCGGCAUCUGUACAAUACCUUCUACAGCUCACAACGUACAUGGGAAUUCCUGUUAUUGCCUGGAACGCUGACAACAUUGGAGUGGAGCAGCGAGUCUCCGGGUCAAGAAUCCUUCAGUUAGCGCCAUCUAUGGAGCAUCAGGCGGCAGCCAUGUUGAGUAUCCUCAAGAGAUAUUUAUGGCACCAGUUUUCCAUCGUCACCACUCUUAUAGGAGGACACGAUGAUUUCGUGCGUGCUGUGAGAGACAUUGUUCUCGAGAGUACAGAAUUUAAAUUCAACAUUCUUGACAUCUUCGUGCUGAAGGGGAAAACGAGAGACGAAAUACGGACAGAAUUAGAGUCUUUAAAAAACAGUGAUGCUCGAGUCAUUCUUCUCUAUGUUACGAAAGAUGAGGGAAGUAACAUCAUGGGAGCAGCCAAUGAUCUGGGAAUAACAGGGAAGAAUUACAUGUGGAUCGCCACUCAAUCCGCUGUUGGUUCAGGGAUUGUAAACUAUGCCCCAAGCGACUUUCCUAUUGGCAUGUUAG